AUGAACCAGUUUGGAUUAAUGCAUCUCUGUAUAUUUCUCAUGCAUGCGACGAUUUUCUUCUAUGGUGUUUGCUCUAAUAGUUCACCAUGGACACAGUGGGAUAAUAGUAAUGAAAAGAAGUGGUUCAACAUCUCAGCUCUGCCAUCUACAAGCAAAUCAGGCUUAGCUCCACUUCAUAGUAGAAGGUUUACACAAUUAUCCUUUUCCAAAUCUGUAUUUUCAUUUGAAGUGAGGGAAGACACACCACCUGGGACAAUUGUGGGACAUGUGGAGGCAGUAUAUAGUGAGGAGAAUGAAACCUCAGUGUACUCUGUUCAGGAGGAUGAUGGUGAUGGUCUUUUCCUUCUCAAUCCACAUUCUGGCGAAUUCCUCCUGUCCCGUGCUCUGGAUUUUGAGAUGGAGCGCUACUAUAUCCUGACUGCAGCAGCUCAGCAGGGGGACAGUGAACUCACCAGGGUCAGAGUGUACUUCAGUGUGAUUGAUGUCAAUGACAACCCACCAGUGUUCAGCCAGAAUGCCUUUUCGGCCUCCAUACCAGAAGACUCACCUGUUGGAAUGUGCUUUCUAAAUCUCAAUGUUUCAGAUCCAGAUGAGGGUAUAUAUGGAGAAGUGGAUGAGUUGAUGGUGACAUCUGGAAAUCUUGAGAGCAAGUUCUCUAUAAACCAGCAUCAAGCUCUAUGUCUAAGAGGGGAGUUAGACAGAGAGACAAACGCAAUGUAUAGCCUCAUUGUCCAGGCCAAUGAUCGUGCUCUACCAACAGAGGCUCGACUUACAACCUCAGUGCAUGUCACCGUCUAUCUUCUGGAUGUCAAUGACAACUCCCCUCUCAUCACGACCCCCAGUACUGUUAGUUUUCCAGAGAACACACCUCUUCAUUCUGUCGUUACGGUUAUACAGGCCACAGAUGCUGAUGCUGGAUCCAAUAAUGAAGUUGUUUUCAGUUUUGAGAGUGCAGAAGAAGAACCGUUUAGUAUAAAUAGUUCGACUGGGGUUGUGUAUCUGCGGAAGCCGCUGGACAGAGAAAGCAAGGAUGUUCUCACAGUCACAUUGAACGUCAAAGAUAAAGGUGUUCCUUCGUUGCUCAGCUCAAUGAACCUCACAGUGCUUAUUGAGGAUGUUAACGAUCACAAUCCAGAGUUCACUCAAAGCUCCUACAGUCUUUCAGUUUAUGAGAAUGUACCUCGUGGAACAAGCCUGCUCAGAGUUAACGCAAGUGAUCAAGAUAUUGGGUCAAAUGGGCAGGUGCGGUUCUCUGUCUCAGAGAAUGAGUUCAUGGUAGACUCUGUUCUAGGUGUGGUCUUGGUGAUAGACAAGAUGGACCAUGAGAAGAAGCCUUUCUACAGCUUUUUUGUCACAGCAGAAGACCAGGGAGCUAUUCAAAGGUCCACCACAGCAACCAUUAACAUCACAGUCCUGGACGUUAAUGACUGUGUUCCUCUUUUUUCAUCCGAAUCACUGACAUUACAUGUCUUUGAAAAUGGGGAAGACUCUUCUCAGCACUCCCAUCAGAUACAUGCCUCUGAUGAAGACUCUAAUGAAGUUAACGGUCAGCUGACAUAUUUUAUAGAAUCUGGAAAUGAUGAGAGUCUCUUCUCACUUCAUCCCAAUGGAACGUUCCAAAUCUUAGAAGAUCUUGAUAGGGAACUGAAAAGCCAAUACAUGUUAAAAGUUAUUGCUGUUGAUUCAGGAUUUCCAUCAUUGACAGGCACAGGCACCUUGGUUAUUGUUGUUGAUGAUGUCAAUGACAACAUUCCGAUUUUUGAUAGUGAGUCGUUCAGUACUCACAUAUUGGAGGAUUCUCCUGUUGGGACUGUUUUUCUGAGAGUUACAGCAUCAGACAUAGAUGAUAGUACAAAUGGACAGCUAAGAUAUUCUUUAGAUAGCCUAGAUAUUCCUUUUUCUAUCAAUGAAACAUCGGGAGAUUUAUUCACCGUAAGUGCCUUAGACAGAGAGACAGCAGCUUUUUACAAAUUUUUGGUGACUGUCACUGAUGGACAUCCCACGAAGCCUCUUUCCAGUUCAGUUGUUGUUUCAGUAACAGUUGAGGAUGUGAAUGAUCACUUACCGUCCUUUCUUUAUGGACCAUAUGUGGCUAAUGUUCCUGCUGGGAUAACCAAAGGAUCAGUUGUCUGCGCAGUGAUGGCAGAGGAUGCAGAUGCUGGAUUGAACGCAAAACUAAAUUUUUCUCUGCAUGGCCAACAUGCUUAUCUCUUCUCCAUUAACUCUCGCACAGGAACAGUGUUCACUACAGAUUCUGUGAAGAAAAUAAAUGAUAUCACAGUUGAAGUUCAUGUGCAGGAUGGAGCAGAUCUGCCAAAAAUGGACACAACAACUUUGACUGUCAGAUUCCAGAAUGAUACAUACUUUCCUCAUAUUGCAGUCCAGGUUUAUAAGGACGUCCUCUCUGAGGAUACACCCAAAGGGACCCUGGUGGCAAUUGUCACUGCAGAAACACAAAGAAAUGCACCAGUGUCUUUCUAUCUGGCCUCUGGAAACUUUGGGGAGGUUUUUGAGCUUCACCACAGCACUGGUGAGCUGACUGUCAAGGAUCCCUUAGAUUUUGAAAGCAACAUGCAUUUUCAUCUAGUAGUUGAAGCCAGAGACUCAGGGAUACCGCCUUUUUCAUCAUAUGCUGAACUUAAUUUGAAUAUCAGUGACGUAAAUGAUAACCCACCGGUGUUCUCGCAAAACAUCCACAAAUGUGAAGUGUAUGAGAACUUGGCUUCAAGUAGGGUGUGUAAUGUGUUAGCAACUGAUUCCGACUCUGGAGUGUUCGCAGAGGUGGAGUAUUUCAUUUUGGCUGGUAACAUUGAGGGUGCAUUUAAAAUAGACAAAAUUCGUGGCAUUCUUUCCACAACAAAACGUUUGGAUCGAGAAAAAAUACAAUAUUAUAAUCUUACCGUCAAGGCCAUUGAUAAAGAAAACAACAGUCUUUCAGCCAUUGCAGCGGUUAUCGUUGUAGUUCUUGACACAAAUGAUCAUGCACCUCGUUUCUCACAGAUUUUCAUCACAGAGGUUCCUGAGGAUGCUCCUCUUGGCUUUUCAGUCAUUCAGAUAAGUGCUACAGAUGAAGAUGUUGGUCUAAAUGCUGUCAUUGAAUAUACAAUCAUCGGCAAAAAUAGUGAGUUCCCAUUUAGUAUUGAUAAAACCACGGGCAUUUUACUAGUACUGCAUCCUUUGGACAGAGAAGAUCAAGAUCAUUAUAUAGUAAAGGUUAACGCCAAUGAUUCUGCUUGGAGCAUCAGCACAGACGUCACCAUAGACAUUACAGAUGUCAACGACAACACACCGAUCUUCUAUCAACCGCGUUACACUCUCACUGUUCCUGAGAUGAAGAUGCAUGAAGUUUUCCUUCUACAAAUUAGUGCUACUGACAGGGAUCUUGGUGAGAAUGCCCAAAUCCUCUACUUCAUUGACCCACCAAAUGAACUUUUUUUGGUUAAUGCAUCAACUGGGGAAAUUUCAACCAAACAGCCCAUUGUUCUCCAUGAAUCUGAAUCUGUAAAUUUGACUUUCACAGUUGUGGCGUCUGACUGUGGCAGUGUUCCUUUGAACAGCUCUAGCAUUGUUUCAGUGACAUUAGUACGGCAUAAUCUGUUCCCACCCUCGUUUUUACCCUUCAGGCCUUUAGUACCAGUCCCUUUAACCCUGGAUGUUGGAACAGAAGUGAUCCAAAUAUCUGCUGUAGAUCAAGAUUCUCUUGAAAGGAACAACAGUGUUGAGUACUUCAAUAGUGGUGGCAAUGGAUCUCUUUAUUUUGAGGUAGAACAUAACAGCGGAAGAGUGCUGGUAAAUAAAACUUUAGCAAAUAGCCUUAGCACCAUCCUAACACUUCAAAUCACUGCCAAAGAUAAAGGCCUUCCUCCUUUUUCUGCACAGACUGAAAUCAGUUUUGAAGUUACACAUAAGAACCUUUUUGCACCUCGUUUUCUUAACAGAAAAGUGGAGUUUUUUGUUCCGGAAGAUUUGCCCAUUGGUUCAGUUAUUGGAAAAAUCCAAGGCAAAGAUAUAGAUGUUGGCAUCAAUGGUGUUAUUUCCUAUUCUUUUGAUGGUGGGAAUGAUGAAAAUGGAUUGUUUUCCAUUGGACAAUCUUCAGGAUUGAUAAUGCUGGUUAAAGCACUUGACUUUGAGGAAUUCGAAACUCACCAUCUAAACGUCAUUGCCGAGGAUGGAGGCUGGCGUCCCAAGAUGGAGAGACUUAAUAUCACAGUAUAUGUAACAGACUUAAAUGAUAACCCUCCUGUAUUUACAUCCACAAAUUACAUUGCCACUGUUUCAGAAAAUGCUUUAAUUGGUACCUCAGUUUUGCAGGUUUGGGCGAAGGAUGCUGACACAGGAAUUCACUCCCAAAUCACAUAUUCGCUUAUUGCAGGAGACAUCCUUCUCUUCUAUUUGGACACCAAAAAUGGCACAAUCACCACUUCAGAGAUAUUUGAUUAUGAGCAAAAACAGCAUUUCGAACUUACAGUCAAGGCCACCAACAUCGGCUUUCCAUAUUUGUUUGAUAUUGUCCGUAUACGCAUCCAGAUCGCUGGCCUCAAUGAAUUCAUCCCUGCUUUCCAAAGAAAUAUAUAUAACUUCACAGUGUCGGAGGCUUUGCCAACACAAACAGAAAUAGGAAGGGUUGUUGCCAUAGACUAUGACCAAGGGCCUGAUGGAGAAGUGUUUUAUGUGCUUGCAGGACAAAGUAAAAAAGCUAAUUUUGUGGUGGACGAGCAUACGGGAAUAAUAUAUAUCUCGAAAGAUUUGAAAAAUCGCCUCCAAAAUGAUGAAGUCCUACAGGUGCUGGCAAAAAACAGAGGGGCCAUUACAGAAUUUAAUGUUGAUGAGGCAUUGAUACAUCUACACAUACUAGAUGAAAACGAUCCACCUAAGUUUGAUUCAAUGCUUUACACCGCAGCAGUGUCAGAGGACAUCUUGAUUGGGACCUCCAUAACUAAAGUCAAAGCGGUGGACCGGGAUGUGAUCCUAGAAUGGAGCAGGUUCUCUUAUAGCAUUGAACAUGGAAAUAUCAAUAGUUCCUUCAUUAUAGAUCCCGUCAGUGGGGUCAUUUCAGUUAACAGUCACCUGGAUAGAGAAAUGUGGGCAUUCUAUAACCUGACGGUCAUUGCUGUUGACGAGGGCUCUCCUGCUGUAACCGGAAGCACAAAGGUAGCUAUCGCCAUCUCUGAUGUCAAUGACAAUCCUCCCAAGCUGCUGACCACAGAAGGGUUUAUUCGAGAAAACCAACCUGCUGGCACUCUGGUCUCCACCUUAGCAGCCACAGAUGAUGAUCUUCCUCCAAAUCAAGGUCCUUUCACGUACUGGAUGAUGAGACCUGCUGAGGGGUUUUCACUCUCAUCUGAUGGCGUUCUUCUUACCUCAAGACCAUUUGAUCGGGAGCGAAACCCUCUUUUUCAUUCACAUAUUGUGGUUCAAGAUGCUGGUAGGCCACCAAUGUCUUCCACCACUUUGUUUCAUGUUAAAGUUCUUGAUGAAAAUGACAAUGCACCGCUCCAGAGAAACAUUAAUAUAUUGGUGAAAUAUUAUGGAAUCUCCUUCCCAGGAGGACUAAUCGGAAAUGUAAGACCAUCUGAUCAGGACGAACUGGAUGUGUUUAAUUGUACAAUCAAAAACGGGCCACUUAGGAUGUUUAGUUUCCCAUUCGGGAUGUGUAAUUUGUGGUCCUCCCCUUACCAAGGAGAGGCAACAUAUAAUAUUUCAGUUGAAGGGAGUGACCAACUCCAUUCUUCGGUCAACAACAGCAUCUACGUCAAUUACAAAGGCUUUACCAAUGUCUCUCUGGACAAUUGUGUGUUGUUCUACAUUUCUAUAUCAACUCUUGAGGAAUUUCUGUCUUUGAAGUAUUUAAAAUUUGUCAAAGCUUUGGAUAGCCUCUUUAACCUGAGAGCAUCCAAAACACAUGUGUUUGGAAUGAAAUUGCAAGGAGAUAAAAUGUUGCUUCUUGCUGCAGUGAAAAGCUAUAAUGGUCAGUAUCUAACUGGAGAGGUGGCAAGCGGAAUAUCAAACAUACAUAAAAAGUUACUGGAAGCACAAAGCAAUGUGACUAUAUCCCAAAUAACCAGCGACCCCUGUAUGCUCCGUCCUUGCCAUAACGGUGCCACCUGCAACAGAAACAUUCACAUCAGUCAGGAAGUUGCUGUGUUGGAAAGCUCUAGUCUUAUAUUUGUAUCUCCAUAUUUUGUGGAGAUCUUUAACUGCUCUUGUCGAGCAGGCUUUAUAGGUGAUGCAUGUGAGCUAGACUUUGAUGAAUGUGCCAAGGAGCCUUGCAAAAAUGGGGGAAACUGCUAUAACAAUCCAGGAACUUUUUUUUGUCAAUGCAAAGAUGGAUUCUCAGGACCACACUGUAUUAUAGUUGAUAAUGAAUGUCAAACGGUAAUUUGUUUAAAUGGAGGAACAUGCUGGAACAGACAGGGAGGGUUCAUCUGUGAUUGCAGCCCAGGCUAUGAAGGAACAUUUUGUGAUCAUAUUGUUGACCACUGUGCUUCCUCCCCUUGUGUAUAUGGAAACUGCUCCAGUUUUUUAACAGGUUACUCUUGCCAAUGUCCAUUUGGUGUGAGCGGAGUCGAUUGUGAAAAGCACAGUUAUGGCUUUCAGGAACUUUCUUAUAUAGAAUUUCCUCCAUUGGAUCCACAGUAUAACUUCAUCUAUUUGGAAUUUGCGACUGUUCAGCAAAGCGCUUUGCUUUUGUUCAACCAUGGUGGCCCAUCAACUUCAGACUUCCUGGCCCUUGAAAUAGUGAGUGGAAGACUGUGCCUGUCUUAUGAUCUUGGAUCUGGAGUCAUAAGAUUGGAAACAGGCAAGAUAGUGGCUGAUGGAAGUUUUCACAACAUCACCGUAAGAAGAACUGGAAAUAUAGCCUCUCUAGAAAUAGACAACUGCUCUGCCCAUGAACCUCAAGGCUUUUGCUUGCUGCAAAAUGGUGCCACUGGAACCCAAAGGACUCUGGAAGUGAGCUCAAAUAACAUCACGUUUGGUGGCGUAAAGUCCAUUGAUGUCAUUUUACAGAGGCAAAUCAGGACUCAUGACUUUGUUGGCUGUAUGAGAAACAUGCAAGUGAACAACUUCAGUCCAGAUUCCUUAAAAUCUUUGGCAUCCCAGAAUGUUCUUAAUCGAUGUCCACGAGGAGAUAUUCCCCCAUGUGAAACCGCAGUGUGUUUGAAAGAAGGAGUUUGUCAAGACCGAUGGUUUCACCAUCGCUGCCAGUGUAGAGACCAUUUCACAGGACCCAACUGUGCCAUGAAUUUGGCUGGGCAGAAUGUACUGUUUCUAAAUGGGGAGGCCUACAUUGAGUUUGCUGUCAAGGAAAUCUACAGAAGAAACCAGCUUCUCCAAGCCAUUCUGGAUGGGAAGGAAGGAGACUCUCAGGGAUUUCACAGUGUUGAGAUCAAGAUGAGGACUGUCAGAACAAAUGGUGUUUUGGUUGUGUGCUGGUGUCAAACCGCUCAUCUAAAACUUAAGAUAUCAGAUGGAAAACCUCUGUAUGUGUUCACCAAUGUCACAUCUGGUCAGCGGCUAGAACUCUCAAUGGAGGGAAAUUUAUCCGAUGGACAGUGGCAUGUUCUUCAGCUGCGCAGAAGAGGCUCAUACAUCUCUCUGUUUCUGGAUGAACGGCCUGUUGUGAACACCACCAAUGGCACCAUAACUCACUCCGCAUUCUUAGUGGAGACCAUUUUUCUGGGCUCUGCUCCACUGAGAGAGUCCAAAGAUGUCCCAGAGAUGAUCCAAAACUUAGGUUUCAGAGGGUGUGUGGAAUACAUCAAAUUCAACGGUCACCUCCUGUCCUUCAAUGGCUACAAUGAGAUAGUCGAUGCCAGCUCCAGCCCACCUGUCUUCCAAACCUUCUGUGUAUCUCCAAACCACUGCGUUCUGACUCCAUGUCUAAAGGAUUCCUGUCUAUCUGAGCCCUGCUGGAAUGAUAGUGACUGUGGAUCUUCUUCCAAAGACGACUACUGGUGCAUCUGUCUGCACAAUGUGUCUUCGUGUGGAUCUUGCUCAUCUGAUGUCGUCCACAGCGAGGCCUGUUCUCAAACCCAAAAGAGCGUCCCCUUAUGGAUUGUAGCAGUCAUUCUUCCCAUUGCCCUCAUUCUUCUGAUCCUAGUUCUCUGUAUUGUCCUCAGAAGACAAGGCAAAAGCUGUGAGGGUGAAAAGAGGAGUCAAAUCUACCUCAUGCCUCCAAGCAAACAGCAUGGCACGGAUAACCUGGCAUUUAGUUUAGGCCCUGCUGAUGAGUCUUCUCGGAAUGUCUCAAAUGAAGCCUGCAAGCAACCAGAUGUGAUAAAACCUAGGGAUUCUAUGCAAGGAGUGGAAAGCUAUCCUGAAAGUGGCCCUUCUUGUCAUGUCUCAGGUUUUGGAGGGAGUGAACUGGAGUACUAUGAGAUUGACAGCGCAUACUCGGAUGUGAAGACCCUACAGCUGAAGACGGAGGAUGAACGUGGAGAUCAGGUGAAUGGCAAUCCAAAAGUUUCUCAAUCCAACAUGCAACCUCAAACGAAUCAUAAUCCAUCUCCUAAACUUCAUCAGAGAACAUCUGGAGGUGAUUUUCACCAGUGGCAACGUCAAUCCCAACUGUUCUUCAAGAGAAAACUGGAUCCUGAUCUGACAGACCCUCCACAACAUCUCUCAGCAGAUGAGGUUGAGAAACUGAACACCCCACGGGACCACAAGGGAUUCCCACAUCAGAAUUUCAGAGAGUGUCCCAUAAAGCCAUGCAGAGAUGGGCCAGUAGAGACAUCAUCAGAGAGUGAAAGUCACUGCUCCUUCACCGGCUCAGAGUUUGACUGUGAGAGAGAACUGUCACUCAUCAGCUCACAUGACAAAGAUGAACAUCCACCUGAAGAUUGGUCCAGAGGACAGUUUAUUCUGAUAGCCCCUUCACCCUUCAGAGAUGUGGUCACAUCCCCCUCUGUCCAGAGUCUUCCAAACACCUCAGUCUCCGGCGGGAUCCAGCAGCUUGAGAAUCUCCUUAAUCUAGGAGUUCAUUUUAACACCUAUGCGGAUGUGUUUGAGGACAUAGCCAGCUUACCGACCCAUCAGCCAAAUCACUGCGAUUUUCAGAGUGAUCAAGAGGAAAUCAUUUGAAAGAAUGUUAAAAACAAGGUACACAGUUAAUUUAUCAUUCAUGUACUUUAAAUCACUGACCAAAACUGUGCCAGUGAAAUGCUGGUGAAUCAUUCCUUUCAUAAGAACAUUAAUAAAAGUGUAAAAAUA
This is a messenger RNA of Sinocyclocheilus grahami, 9210 nucleotides long. RefSeq names its product protocadherin Fat 4-like. Gene Ontology annotation, molecular function: calcium ion binding. NCBI's taxonomy places the organism in Eukaryota, Metazoa, Chordata, Actinopteri, Cypriniformes, Cyprinidae. The transcript has 17 exons. Gene Ontology annotation, cellular component: plasma membrane. The record is from RefSeq and is a predicted model, not a curated record. Gene Ontology annotation, biological process: homophilic cell-cell adhesion. Bases 1 to 9081 code for a protein of 3026 amino acids.